Messenger RNA from Dermacentor silvarum, 5904 nucleotides. It is a transcript of the gene Liprin-beta, whose product is annotated as liprin-beta-1. Lineage: Eukaryota; Metazoa; Arthropoda; Arachnida; Ixodida; Ixodidae. Gene Ontology annotation, cellular component: presynaptic active zone. Gene Ontology annotation, biological process: neuromuscular junction development. The transcript is spliced from 12 exons. Gene Ontology annotation, molecular function: protein binding. Bases 16 to 1695 code for a protein of 559 amino acids. The record is from RefSeq and is a predicted model, not a curated record.
GCUUCCUGGCUCCCAAUGCAGCACCCCGGUGAAGGCUGCCUGCUGGAGAAGCCUCCCAAGUGUCCCUCACGAAGUGCAUCCGCCACUCUGCCGUCGUCACAGUCCGCCCUCCGGUCCAGCACGCCACUGCAGCUGUUGCCUCGGCCCAACAGCGAUGAUGGCUCACAAGCGCUCAGCAACGUGCGGCAGUACAGCAACAGCCUUCCACGUUCGCACGGCCAGCAGGUGAGACGCUCUGAGGAAGCUGCUGCUGCUGCUGCGCCAUCCCCUACGGCAGCGUCCAGGGACGUCUUCCGCAGCCGCAAGAGCUCGACGGGUGUCUCCUUUGGUAAAGGCUUUUUCCGCUUGCGGUCUUCUCGCCGAGCCUGCUCUGCACCAGAACUAGCCCAGCCUGAGCUGGUGGUGGCUCGUCCCGGUUGCCAGCUGUACUCGCCCCCCUCGGCUGCCUCCACGCUCAAGCACAGCAAGAGUCGCGGUCUCAAGAAGAUCCUGGGCAGGUUGAGGCGCAGCAACUCACACACCAUGGACGUCUCGGACAGCUUCCAACGAGGAGGACUGCGAGCAACUGCGGGACCACGGCUGGGCUGGACACCAGUCACCGUGCACAAUAACCACUGCUUCACGGACAAGCCCGUGAACGAGUGGGGCCCCGACAUGAUAGCCCAGUGGCUCGAGCGGCUGGGCCUGGCCGUGUACGGGGACAGCAGCAAGCCCUUCCUGCGGGAUGGCAGCCGUCUUCUCAAGGUCACUGCCUCCGAACUUGAGAAGGAGCUUGGCAUGCGCCACCCGCUGCACCGCAAGAAGUUCCUGCUGGCAGUGGACUGCCUGCGGCCGGAAGCUAGCGAGCUGAGCCGGGCAGCAGCCGCGCUCGACGCAGCCUGGGCGCUGCGCUGGCUCGACGACGUGGGCCUGCCCCAGUACAAGGACGCCUUUGCCGAGGCACUCGUUGACGGAGCCGUGCUGAAUGCCCUCACCGUGGAGGACCUGCUGCGGCUAAAAGUGACCAACCAGUUCCACCACCUGAGCAUGAAGCGGGGCAUCCAGGUGCUGCGACUGAACCGCUUCGACCCCUCCUGCCUCAAGCGACGUUCGCUGCCCGACGAGUGCAAGCAGUACAGCCCCCUGGACGUGUCCCUGUGGACCAACCACCGGGUGAUGGAGUGGCUGCGAACGGUGGACCUGUCGGAGUACGCUCCCAACCUCCGAGGCAGCGGUGUCCACGGGGCACUCCUGAUCUAUGAGGAUGGCAUGACAUGGGAGGUGUUUGCGGCCGUUCUGAGCAUCCCGGGCAAUAAGACGCUGCUGCGGCGCCACCUGUCGCUCCAGCUGAAGCAGCUGCUGGGACCCCGCAUUGUGCAGCGCAAGCGUGCUCUGCAGGCCAGCCCCGACCACGUGCCCCUGUCGCCCGCCGCCAAGGUCAAGGCGGCCAAAAAGAGUCCGCUGCGCUGGAGGCGGGCCAAGGGUGCGGACGGCUACCUGUGCCCCUUCGAGGCUGAUGCUCUGGCCGAGGACCUCUCAUCCUGCGACUCCUCGGCAGCGGACAGCUCUCUCGACGAUUCCUUCUCAUCCUGUUGUCCCCGUGAAAAGGAUCCCAAGACAGCUCAAGAAAUCGAAGCUGUGUCCAACGAAAUUUCCUCAUUCAUGAAACUUCAAGAAGUAAAGAACCUGGACAAACUGGCAUCGACCAACAUCUAAACAGCAACAUAGAACCGUCUCUAAUCUUGCCCAUACCAAAGCACCUCAUUGCCUUCUUUUUUUUUAAUAUAUACAUGCGCAUCACAUAUCGUGAAAUGAUGCACCUAUUUUAUAUACUGACACUUUUUAAACUUACUACAAGUAUUGCAAGCAGGAUGCAGAGCUCUCUCGCAAGUGCUGUUUCUUUACGUUUAAUCUUUAAAAAAUUUUUUAUUAAUUCGUGAACGGUGACAAGUAUGUUUGUGCAAAAACAGAAAAGAAAGGCUCAUCCAUACCGUGCACCUGUUGGCAGGAUCUUGACAAACAUGGUGUUUCUACUAUAAAGGGGCAAGUGGCUCCCAGUGGGUAACAUGUGGCAGCUCACACCGAAUGUGGUGGUAUUUAUGCAUAAAAUGUUUCACUCUGUUGUGGUAAUGAUUUCUGCGGUAGAUGAAGCUGAUGUUUGCCAACAAGGGCCGGUAUGUGGGGCACAAUAGAUUGGUCGCCCAUAUUGUGUGGUGAUAGCUCUCAGAGCAUGUAGUUGUCAGAGUUACCCUCCUUUAGCUAGAUGACUGUGUUGCUAACAUGCGGCACAAUUCCUGUUUCAUCCUCGACUGGCAUUGUGUCUUGGUUCUUUUUCUGCAGUUUGUUUGUCAAAGCCGGCACACCAAAAAAAGAAAAGGCAGAUAUGUAUGAUUGCGCUUGUUGUUUGCACCUCCUAUGUUAUGGGUUUGUUUUUUAUGUAGGUCAUGUUUUUGUCUAUUUUGUUAAAAUAUCAGCGUUUACAAAAACUGGCUAGGCUGCCAACUGGGUGGCAACUGGGGGGCAGAAAAAGAGGGUGGGGGGGUUGUCAUAUCCUCAUUUGACUGACCACUUGUGAUCGCACGCUUUCGCUUAAUGCUUGAUAUGACGACAAGCAAGACGAAUCACUAGAGUGACGGGCAUCUUGUUUGUCGAGAUAUUCAAGUACUAUGCGGCAUGAGAACAACACUCGUGGGAGGGGAAGCUUUGCUUUUAUCACAUCCAGUUCUGCUGGCACAGCCAAUGAGGGCUCACUGAAAGUGAUAUCCCCGAAGUGAUUUAUCUAAAGUACUGUGCUAGGGCACACAAGAGAGCUGUUAUUCAAACUAUGCAAGAAGUGCUCAGUGUUUGCUUUUUUCUACAUUAUUCUGUUAGGGGAGCUUUUCCUCUUGUACAAAGCGAGUGUUUCCGUUCUGCAGCGCAACAUCAUCUGGGAGCUUUUCCAUGUGCACCCUUUAUGUGCAUAGCCACCAUUGUGCGACAUUGCAGAAGGCUAGUUGCACCGCAUAGUCUUAACAUGAUGCAGAGCUAUCAAAGAUGACCACAGACACAUACGGUAUCAUACACAAGGUAACUAUAUAGCAUUUCAUUCAUAUUUAAGAGUCGAAGUGCGUAGGAAACAAUUUGACUAAAAAGUGAUCAAGGUAAGAGAGAAGCAAGUAAAACACACAUGAUCAAGCACAAUCAGUUAUGCAUACUUUUCUUGUUUGGCCUAGUUUUAAGAGUUUAUGCUCACUCGGUGGCACUAAAGACAAACAAUGUACUGAUCCUCAUGAGCAUGCACAUGUUACUUGCCUGUGUUGCCUGCCUUUUGGGGUAUCUGUUUCCUACACAUCUGCCUCUCAAGUGUGCAUGUAAUAAUAUAGUUGUUAGUUUAGGCGUCACCCCAUGUGUUUGUGUGAUCUUUCUCAGCUAUCCGCCACCAAUGGCUAUAGCCUUCUGCGUAACACGAGAUCGCGGGUUCGAUUCCCUGCCGCAGUGGCUGCAUUCCGAUGGGCAGCAAAAGGCAUAAGUGCUCAUGUACUUGGAUGUAGGUGCAUAUUAAAUACUCUCGUUGGUCAAAAUUAAUCUCGGUUCCCAACCACUACAGCAUCAGUUAGAGCGGAUGUAUUUCUUUAGUACGUUAACUCCCAUAAUUUGAAAUUUUCACUCUUUUUAGCUCUGUGUCUUGUUAAAACUAUGCAGUGACACCUGCUUUUCAUUGCAAGGAACCAAGUAGCGUUUGUGCAACUUUUCAUGAGAUGCUUGAUGACCUUGUGCCUGUGAGUUUGACUCUGGAGGAUUGUGUCGUCCCUCGUUUGGUGCCUCCGUGCCAAAGUGCCCCACCUGGCACCACCUCACGUUAUACAUGAGGCUAACUGCUAGUAUUUUCUGUCUGCUGAUGUUAGCUGAGCGCUGUAGGUGGAACUCGGCAUUUCCGUUCCUUCCUGCACUGUUUGUCCUAGUAGUCAGACUCGCAUUUUGUAACCAAGGUGCUUUGUGCAGAGCUACUGUCCACCUUUUUAAUGUGGCUUUUGUCAUAGUUUGGGCAUUAGAGGACACACAAGUAAGGAUCCUACAUUUUAAAACAGCCUGCAUGCUUCCACUGUAUUGUCAUAGUCGGAGGUUUGACAAUGCACAUGUGGCUGAUGGCUGUACUAUCACUCUUGCUUUGUAUCUUCUGCGUGUUGCGUCUAAAUGUUGCUGACGUUUCCGGAGCUUCAUUUUUGAAUUUGCGGAGUCUUGAGGUUGUGACGAAAAUCAAAUUUUACUCCAAGGUAACACACAUGGCCUUCGAUUCUCCUCUGGUUCUACAGAUUAAGGGAAAAAAAAGAAUUUUUAGACUUUUACACUGGCUGUAGAUGCCUUCUCAGUGCAGCAAAUGGUUCUAGUGUGUGUAUGUGGUAGCUUGCCAGUUAGUUGGGCUCAAGUAUCGUGCAAGUUAUGUGCAUAAAGACUUGAUCUGCCAAGCAGUUCUUAUGAAAAUUUUGAGGCCACUUUAUGAGUGGCAACUCCUGUUGAAGGGCUGUUGUAGUACACCUGGCACUGUGUGAAGUAACUGGAAAGAAAAGAGCACUGUCAUCCACAAUCUGUGGCACUCCUUGGCAGUAACAGGGCACCCAUUCCAAUCAGUUCAGUCAUGCAGUGGCUUUGAAACUUUUGACAAAUGCUGUUCCUGCCAUGACUGCCAUGCAGUUAGUGUUUGCUGCUAUGCGUCAGGUCACUGGCUUUUAUAUUCGGCUGUAAGCCAAAUGCAUAGCUCACAAUCUAGCAGGUGUAUAAAGCUUGCUGAGUAAAAAGUUCAACGCGGACAAUUGCCUCAGCUAUGUGUGACUCUGUAUUUGGUUUUGUACAUGGCAGACAAUGCUGUGGAAGCCAGAGCAACUUCCCACACUUAUCUGCAUUCGUAGGCAAAUCUUAGUGCGUGCUACAUGACAGGAAGAAAUUGAAUGCGCUAUGCACUUUGGCACUGUGCUCACUUCAUACAUUACAGGCCCAAUGUAUGAAGCAAUUGUCACGUAGGAGUACGUAGACAAAAAUUGCACUCAUUGCACAGCUUUCACAGUGUGUUUGUUACAUGCUAGAAGUUCAAGGCAUGCAAACAAUAUGGGAGUUGAUGUAGUGUUUACUCCACAUUUCAUAAUUUUAAUACACCAGGGAGCUGUUCUGUGAAAGACAUUGCAGAUGAAAGGCCAUUUCACUACAAAACAGGCAGAGUGAUACAUUUUUGUGGCCACACUUGCGUAGCUUCCGGAGCGUUGCUUUCAAAGUAUGAACCAUGGUGCAGUUGUGGUCAUGUGCAGAGCUAAUGCAGUAUACAGAAGAAACAGUAAUGGGCUUUGAAGAAUAUAUGCCUUACUCGUAGUGUUAUCUGCUUAUUCACAAAUGCAGAGGCUUAGACAGUGCCUUUUACUGCUGGAUAAACUUCUAAACUUGCACAGAUGAGGUAAUGUUGCAUGCUCAUAACUAAAGUGACUAUGAUGUGCACUCAUGAUACUUUGCCCUGAAUUUACCACAGUGCUGCUAGGGAGAACAUUUGACAAAUGUGGCAAACAUUCUUCAUAAAGCUUGCUUACGCAUAGAUAUGAGUGAACUAUGUAAGUACACUUUGUGGCAGUUCGCCUGCAGAGAUCAUUGCCCAAAAUGGCAAAAAGUGCUGUGAGCGCCAGCUACUGCUGCUCAUUUCUGUGCCUUCUUGAGAGCCGUAUUUUUUAUCGCUUUACACACUUGUCUUUGAACUCCAUAACGAAGCCCUUGUGCUUGGCCAUUAUAUGCAUUACUUAGGAAGCUAUUAUAAAAGAAACAACUUUAAUUGGAACCUGUACAAAACCCAGUGUCCUGUCGUGAUAGUUUUCGUGCUUCUCGAUAUUGUCCUUCAUGCACUCUGGAAACCUCAUUGCUGAAAUAAACAAGAUGGUGCAGUAGUGCCCCUAUUCACAAACAGCUAAA